This is a messenger RNA of Nymphaea colorata (pocket water lily), 2486 nucleotides long. RefSeq names its product probable E3 ubiquitin-protein ligase XBOS32. Gene Ontology annotation, molecular function: protein binding. The record is from RefSeq and is a predicted model, not a curated record. The transcript is spliced from 10 exons. The coding region runs from base 739 to 2238 and encodes 499 amino acids. Lineage: Eukaryota; Viridiplantae; Streptophyta; Magnoliopsida; Nymphaeales; Nymphaeaceae.
CAGAAAAACAGAGAGACGGACCGAGAACUCAGAUUGCUUCUACGGAGACUCCAACUCCGACACUUGCCCGAGACAGGUUACCAGUUGGUUGGCUCGGUUAUUCUCAGCCAUGAUGAAAGGCGCGCUUUACCUGCAGGCCUGGUUGGUGGUGGGGGGUGGUGAAGAGCAGUAAAUGCUUUAUGCCUCGGUGCCGCUAUUGAUUCAUCACCAUCAUUUAAGACACAAAAGACCCCCACCACCUUGGUGCUUUUACCUUGCUUUAAAGCUUGGUCUCCAUUCUUAUUUCUCGGAUUCAACCCCUCUUACUUGUUUCCUCUCAAUAUUUCUUUCCUUCUUGAGGCUGUCGUCCUGAACAGAAGGAAUUCUGGUCCCUUCUUCCUUUUCUAGAGCAUGAUUUGUUGCCUUCUCAGGGAAAGAGCUUCUUGAGUUUUAUCAUUUUCGGCAAUUGGUCGUGGUGAUUGUCAUGAAUUGCGGGGUCGAAAGAAUGGUUCGUGGGGUUCUUCAUUUCAUAUUAUUUUUUUCUUGAUGGCGGCUUAAUGAAGAACCGGUUUCGAAGAGAGCUUAUCUAUUUUCUGUUUGUCGCGCACGGGCUUGGAGGAUUGUGAUUAUUUCUAGGCAGGAAACGUGGAUUUUUUUUAUGGUUGUUGGAUUGUUGGGUGGAAAGAAUCCAGGUUUCUUUCACCCAUUUUCUGGUUUUUGUUGCAUCUAUAUUGAAGAUUGAAAGGAAUUGUAUCAAUCAUGCGGUUCCUAAGCAUGAUGGGCAAUUCCUUCGGUUGCUCGGCUUCCGGAGAGCGUCUGGUUUCCGCCGCGAGAGAAGGAGACUUUCAGGAAGCAAAGGCUUUACUGGAAUGCAAUCCCCGACUUGGUAGAUACUCGACUUUCGGGGUUCGCAAUUCACCCCUGCAUUACUCGGCUGCUCAGGGACACCAUGAGAUUGUUUCGCUUUUGCUGGAAUCCGGGGUGGACUCAAAUCUCAGGAACUAUCGUGGGCAGACAGCACUAAUGCAGGCGUGUCACCAUGGUCACUGGAAAGUCGUUCUGACCCUCAUCCUUUACAAAGCCAAUAUUCAUAAAACAGAUUGUCUCAACGGAUUCACUGCCCUUCAUUUUGCUGCAGUGAAUGGGCAUCCCCGUUGUAUCAGGCUCCUCCUUGCCGACUAUAUUCCUAGUGUGGCAGGAACUUGGGAUGUUAUAAAGACAAAUUCAUCAACAGAUGCAUCUAAUGUGGCAUUGGAAGAGAGCGAACUAUCCAGAAUCAUUAAUAAAGCCGCAGAUGGUGGAAUAACUGCACUUCAUAUGGCCGCAUUACAUGGACAUGUUGAGUGUGUGCAGUUUCUUUUGGAUCUGGGAGCCUCUGUUUCUAAGGUGACUGUAGAAGAUGGGACAACAAUUGACUUGAUCGGCGCUGGAAGCACACCUCUUCAUUAUGCUGCUUGUGGAGGAAAUGCACAGUGUUGUCAGGUAUUGGUUUCUAGAGGUGCCAGCCUGACUGCUGAGAAUGCGAAUGGCUGGACACCAUUGCUUGUUGCACGCUUGUGGAAUAGGCAUUGGCUUGAAGGAGUUCUAAGUAAGCAUCCAGAAAGUAGGCAGUCCACUACUCCUUCACCAUAUUUAUCGAUUCCACUUAUGAGCAUCAUAAAAAUUGCUAGGGAAUGUGGAUGGAGGACUUCUGAUGCACUACCCACAUGUGGUGAUCCUUGCUCUGUUUGUUUGGAAAGGAAUUGUUCAGUGUCAGCAGAAGGCUGUGGGCAUGAACUAUGCACGCAAUGUGCCCUGUACCUUUGUUGUACAAACAGUACGCCGACAGCAUCAUCUGGCUCCCCAGGUUCAAUUUCAUGCCCUUUUUGCCGGCAAGGAAUAGUGUCAUUCACCAAGCUACGAGGAACAUAUAGAAUCAAGGAAGCUGGUCGACCAAGCCUGUCACUCUCUCUCUGCACAACGUUUUCAGGCGAACCAGCUGAACCUGGUCCGCUGCAGUCAAAACCAUACAGAUCUGACUUCACCUGCACCAGAAUUUCACCAUUUUCAUCCUCAUCUUUCCGUUCACUGAGCGGUCAGAGGUUUGGGUCUAUGAAGCUGAAUACCAGCUUUUGCAUGGGUGGUUCGGAAACUUGUCCAUCCUUGGUUCCUUGCAGUGAUAGAAGAGUACAGAACCAAAUGGGUUUGCGUACAGUGUUGCAGCGAUCUGCUUCCCACAUAGAGAAUAGAAGAUCAGGUGAUUGGCUACCACUGAACUAGUAUGUUGCCAGUGGCAGUCGCUGAAGUUUGCUUGUGUACUUUCUUGCCGGAUGUGCUAUUGAUUUCGGUUCCUCCAAUGUCUUUUCGAUGUAAAUACGGCCAUGUGCACUCAUUCAGAAAACCACUCGAUGUAACUACCCGUGUAUCCAAAGCGUCUUGUAUGAAAAGUUUCCUUUUAAUUUGUGGGUCCGAUUGUUUUUACAUCUAAUGAGAUAUUUGUUUAGAAAGUCGUGAAACUUCCAGAUUUA